Molecule: messenger RNA, 841 nt
Organism: Cuscuta campestris
Lineage: Eukaryota; Viridiplantae; Streptophyta; Magnoliopsida; Solanales; Convolvulaceae
Source: the annotation of a GenBank genome assembly
AAGCUGCUGCCUCCCCCCAUUCUCCUAUAUAAAAGAAGAAAAACACAAAUACCUCAUCAUAUCUUCAAAUCAAAUACCAGAAGAAAAAGAAAAACACCAGUUUUAAAGUUCAUUCUAGAGAAAAAAAAAGAUGGGUUCUUUAAUGGGAGGUUGGGAUUCACCUCUUUCUUCUGAUCCUAAAGCUGUGAUGUUUCAGAGAAACAGGUCCUUAACAAAGGAGGAAGUGGAUGGGUAUUGGAGAUUAGAGAAGAAGAAGAAGCAGGAGGAGGAUGAGAAGAAAGAGCAGUGCCCAAGAUCAAGUUCAGCUGGUAGUGCCCAGAUGAAGGAGGACAUUCUUCUUGACACAGGAACAGUCAGUGAAACCAGUUCUUUGGAGAAACUGAUCCACACACAUGGCUGGUGGGUAAGUAGCAAUUGGGCACAUCUAAACGAACCACCGCCGGAGGAGGGAGAUUACAAGUACAUUUCGCAGUUUCAUGUGGCAAACAGGGCAGCCAACGACGACUCAAAUCGCCAUCAUGCCGGAAUCAGCCACCCAUGAAACCACACCACCGCCGCGGCACCACCACCUUCUUUUGUUUUUGUUUUUUGUUUUUUUUUGGGGGUUUUUCAAGUAAUGAACAAUCACAACAAGCACAUGUACAUAAGAAUAAAUAUAAACAUGCAAACCAUGUAUUAUAAAAUCACACAGAGUACUAAAGGGCUAUCUUUCAGGUUGAAAUUAAGAAACACUAACCUGAAGUUUUCCCAAGAGAGAGAAGAUAUCCCUGUGAUAAUGGAUGUAAUCUGACACUGGCCAUUCAAUCUGCCUUCAAAAGCUUUUGUGCUGUUUCUGUUUUUU